This is a messenger RNA of Sander lucioperca (pikeperch), 3173 nucleotides long. RefSeq names its product deoxynucleoside triphosphate triphosphohydrolase SAMHD1-like. The coding region runs from base 58 to 1566 and encodes 502 amino acids. Gene Ontology annotation, cellular component: nucleus. The transcript is spliced from 13 exons. Gene Ontology annotation, molecular function: dGTPase activity. The record is from RefSeq and is a predicted model, not a curated record. Gene Ontology annotation, biological process: regulation of innate immune response; defense response to virus; dGTP catabolic process. NCBI's taxonomy places the organism in Eukaryota, Metazoa, Chordata, Actinopteri, Perciformes, Percidae.
CAACGUGAUAGAACAUUAUUUGUGGGACUGUCCUAACAUCGGUUAGACGCAGAUACAAUGUCUGACAGCUCUGAAACUUCACAGAAGACACUGAAGAUGGACCAUAGCAAGGUGUUUAAUGAUCCCAUCCACGGGACGGUGGAGUUACACCCACUUCUCAUCAAAAUCAUCGACACACCUCAGUUCCAGAGACUGAGAAACAUCAAGCAGCUUGGAGGGGCCUACUUUGUUUACCCUGGAGCAUCCCACAACCGCUUUGAACACUCCAUUGGGGUGGGGCACUUGGCAGGUCAACUUGUUGAAGCUCUGCGUACAAGGCAGCCGGAACUCGACAUCAAUGACAGAGACGUCCUUUGUGUGAAGAUUGCUGGUCUCUGCCAUGACCUGGGACAUGGACCCUUUUCCCAUCUCUAUGAUCAAAUGUUCAUACCCAAAGUACCACAUCCACCAGGUCCACUAGGUGAUAAAAUGGCAAAGUGGAAGCAUGAAGAAGCCUCUGUAGAGAUGUUUGACCAUCUGGUGAAAUCUAAUAAUCUGGAGCUGGAGGCCUAUGGUCUGAUUCUGCCCGAGGACAUGGAUUUCAUCAAACAGAUGAUUGAAGGACUGAAGGAUCCUAAAGCAGUCCAGUGGCCAUAUUGUGGUCGGCCAAAGGAAAAAUCCUUCCUCUUUGAAAUUGUGGCCAACAAAACCAACGGCAUUGAUGUGGACAAGUUUGACUACUUUGCCAGGGACUGCUACCACCUGGGCAUGCAGAACAACUUUGACCAUCUCCGCUUCAUACAGUUUGCCAGAGUGAUUAAAGUGAAAAAAGACGGGCUGAAUCACAUCUGCUGUAGAGACAAGGAGGUGGGCAAUCUGUAUGACAUGUUCUACACCAGGAACUGUCUCCACAGAAGAGCCUACCAGCACAAAGUGAACAAGAUCAUAGAGCAUAUGAUCGCAGAGGCCUUUUUAAAAGCAGACAAGCAUAUCAAGAUUGAAGGCUCACAAAGGCAGAUGUUCACUCUCUCUACAGCCAUAGGUGACAUGGAGGCCUACACCAAGCUGACAGAUCAUGUGUUUGAACAAAUACUCAACUCUUCCUCCAAGAAGCUGGCUAAGGCAAAGAAGAUUCUGGAAAAGAUCAUCUCUCGAAAACACUACAAGUUUCUGGGUGAAAUCAAGCCUGAACCAUUCCCAACCAAGAAGGUGAUUGGUGAAUGGGAAAAGGAAUUGGCUGCUUUGGACUUCAUAGUUUUAUUCCUUACUUUUGACUAUGGAAUGAAAGACAAGGACCCCAUCAAUAAUGUGUAUUUCUACAGCAAGAGAAACCCUGACACAGCAUUUAACAUAACCAGAGACCAGGUGUCCAAGCUUCUCCCAGCAUGCUUUUCUGAGCAGCUGAUCAGGGUUUACAUUAAGAAGACUGAUGAGCCAAGUGUUGAGGCUGCCAGGAGGCACUUGAUCAAGUGGUGUGAAGAUAAGGGCUUGCCAAACCCUCAGGUAAUAUUUAGAUCUAGGUUGUUAUAUACAGGACAAGUACUGUGUGGGGCCCUCAGGCUGGAGGUUCUAUUAAACAAUAACUAAGAUAGUUUGGUCUAUAGAUCUAAGAAAAUAGGAGAAAAUGCCUGUUACAAUUUACUAAAGCCAAAGGUGGCUAAUAGCUUGUUAUAUCCCUUAGCACCGUCACAUAAAACAAAAGAGCUAGCUAGCUAGCUUAUGACAGCUAAGAGAGAAACUGUCGAAUGACACGAUGGAAACUGCUGCAGGCAGGAACCAAACACGCCACGUCUACAUCGAGGACAGAGCCUCUAUAUAUGGGCUCUCACUCUUCCACCAGGCCACCCAGGCACCCUGGAUUAAGGCAUUUUGGCUUGAAUGAAUAAUCAUAAAUAUAGUCAUCAAAACAGCAAUUUAUUUUCUGUCCAUGGACUAAAAACUUUCCGUCUAGUGGCCUGCCUCAGUAAUGACAAAUCUCUCACUCUGAACCACUCUUGUUAAUACUCUAAACACUUUUCUGUCUUUAUUUACAUGCAGUAUGGAGAAAUUGCAACACCGGAAGUCAUCCCUGGGGGAAAUAUCUAGAACAAUCCACCAGACGUUUUGGAAAAUAGAGAUUAAAAGUGAAAAAGAAAUCAAACACUCCCUGAUUAUUAUUGAUUCUAUAAGGUGAGUAUGAGCACAGUGUAGUACUAGACACCAUUUCUCUCCAAAAACAACUGAGUACCAGGAUACAUUACUGCAUGUUUGGGUCAUAUACUCAGUUUCUUUAGAGCCCUGUUCAACAUUAUACACAUAUCUUUGUUUUAGUUUGAUCAUCAAACACACUUUAAAUGUCUUGGUCUAAACUGAAGCAUGUUGUAGAGGAUUGGUUUAUUCAGCUAUCAGGGACAUUUAGGCUUCUCUGUGUAUUCUGUGUGUAUUCCUUAUAAUCAGGGCAAGCUACCCACUUAACUCGUUAUUAGUACUACCCACAUGGAGUACAGGUAGAGUGAAUAUUUAAAUUGUGGUUUAGGGAUUUUAAAUAUUAUUAAGGUGUUUGGUUUUUAUGUUAAUCUGUGUGAAUUGAUGUGAUAAUCUGAUUAUAUAUUAUAUAUCUGAUUUGGGAAUCACUUUGUAUUGCAUUUAUCAAAUGAAAUAAGAAUUAUGAUUACUAUAACCAUUAUGAUAACAGUAUACUCUAGCCCAGUGGUGUCAAACUCAUUUUAGUUCAUGGACCACAUCCCCCUAAUCUGAUCUGAAGUGGGCCGGACCACUAAACCACUCCAGAAAGAUCAGAGACUGUAUCUGCCACAGAGUUUCUUGUCAGCUUGAUGUUGCGCUAGUUGCUUCUGCUACGACAGCGUUCUAAGACCGUUGUAGGAAAAAAAUUAUGUUACAGACCCGGGAGAGAGGGGGAAUAUUCAGAGAAAAAACUCAGAAUUUCUAAGAUUAAAGUCAUACAUUUACGGAAAAAGAACUCUGAUAUUCUCUGAGAUUAAAGUGGUAAAUUUGUAAUUAGAAUUAAUUACUUCUCUGCAAUUUUCACACUUUGCAAAGUCAUCCAGUGGGCCUGAUUGGACCAUUUAGCGGGCCGGUUCCUGCCCACGGGCCCUAUGUUUGGCACCCCUGCUCUAGCCUAUAUCACUGUUUCUCACUGUACUCAUACUAUAUAGCUCAACUUGCUUUGUUCAAUGUAACCAUCAGAGUGUGAU